GACGAAAAUCCUCGCCUGCUUGGUGUCUUCAAACGCGGGCCACUCAUUGAUCACUCUUGGGACGCAGAAGGCCAGACAAACUCUCGACUCGACCUUCUCUCAACUCGUACUCGAACCAACAUCGCUGCUGGCAGCCUGCAACGAGGCGUCAACAGCUGUACACCUGCCACGGAAGAUUUUUUUUGUUCGCACUCUCGCACAGACUCACAUCUGCUGCCCUAUCGUCAGCAGAACACGCUUGUCCCCGCCGAAGACCCCCGGAGACGAAGAAGGAAAGGAGGCAAUAUCUGCUGCCUGUAUUGGUAGGCACAUACUUCCCUCACAAUGGACGACUUUGAUCUGUACGGCGACGACCUGUACAGCGGUGGCGGCGACACCAGAGGGCCACCCCUGGGCUCUGAGGCCAAACCAUCUGGACCAGGAAAGCAAGAGCCUCAUGAUGACGCGAAGCCGCCAGCGGCUGCGGCUAACGCUCCAAAUGGCAUCGGUGGGGCAGCAAAACGAUCAUGGGAGGAAAGCGAAGACGCGGACCGGAGCAUGCAGCCUGGAGUAGCAGGUGGCGAAGCUCCGAGGCAAGAGCUGACUCCACGUGAAGCGCUUGCAGGCCGACCAAAGGUGACAGACCCAAGCAUUCAAAACGCGCUCUACGUCGCCGAUUUGAACUGGUGGUGCACAGACGAGGACCUUCGGCAAGUUGCUGCUGGCGUUGGCAUCGCUAUCGCGCUCAGCGAUGUGACCUUCUCGGAGCACAAGGUCAACGGCAAGAGCAAAGGUGUUGCAUAUGUUGAGAUGGCGAGCGAGGACGAGGCGCGCCGGUUGAUGCGCUGGUUCGAAGAGAAUGACUUCCAGCACAAAAAGGCAGACGUCAAGCUCACUACAUCAGCCAACGGUAAUCCUUUUGCUGUCCUCCCUAAGGACCCUCCGCCGCGUGCAGACCGCGACGGGGGAGGAAGGGGGGGCCGUGGCGGUGGACGAGGACGUGGCCGAGGUGGCUACGAUGGCGGCAUGGGCAGUGGAAGGGGCGGCGCUUCUUCUGGUCCGGGCGGCAUUGGCAUCGGUGGCCAACCGGGCGGGAUGCCGCCGAUGAUGAACCCGAUGGCCAUGAUGGGCAUGAUGGGUCGUCCGCCGUUCGGCCCGGGCGGGAUGCCUGGGUUCGGGCCGCCAGGCGGCGCGCCGGGUGGGCCUGGUGGCUUCGACGAUGGAGGUCGUGGUGGACGAGGCGGCUUCCGUGGGCGAGGUAGGGGACGGGGAGGCAUGGGUCAAGGACACUAUAACCCAAAUUUCUUCCCCUCUGGCCCAGGCAUGGGUUCCGGAGAGGACGAUCGAGCACACAAGCGAUACCGCGCUGACGAUGGCAGGUAAAGAGACGCCGACAUGCGUCACAACAUGUACUUUACCAAAUCACAUAUUCUGCUGCCGUACCAAAAUGACUGAGUACGGUGGAUUGAACUAUUCCCUUAAGGAUGCAG
Tilletiaria anomala UBC 951 is the source of this 1469-nucleotide messenger RNA. RefSeq lists its product as uncharacterized. Gene Ontology annotation, cellular component: mRNA cleavage and polyadenylation specificity factor complex. Gene Ontology annotation, molecular function: mRNA binding. Gene Ontology annotation, biological process: mRNA alternative polyadenylation. The record is from RefSeq and is a predicted model, not a curated record. NCBI's taxonomy places the organism in Eukaryota, Fungi, Basidiomycota, Exobasidiomycetes, Georgefischeriales, Tilletiariaceae. The transcript is spliced from 4 exons. Bases 325 to 1362 code for a protein of 345 amino acids.